AUGAGGUUCUCGCUCUUUGCCGUUCUCGCCCUGGCUGCUGCACUCGUCGCCGGCCAGACGGUCACCACUAUCGACGCCUUUGGUCAGACUGUCGUCGAGGUCAUCACUGUCGACCCUCAGCUCGGCCUGCCGACAACGCAGACGCUCCAAACGCUCACCACCACUACCUCGACGUCGACGACCACUACAGAGGGUCAGGCAGGGCCCGUCGGCGUCCCGCAAACAGGGCAGGCAGGAGCGACGCAGACGGUGUACACCUACACGACCACUAACGCCAACGGUAACACCGUGGCCCUCCUCGGCACCUUCACGCCCACGUAUGCAACCACCUCCUACACCGGACUUCCGCCCCCCGGCACCAUACUCGACUACAGCUCUUGGCGGGAGAGCCUUGGCACUAACACUGUCGUCCGGGUCUCCAACGGCAGCCUUGCCCGCGCACCGAUCUCCGUGUCUUGGGCAGCCAUCACCGCCGCUCUGGGAGCAGGGGUUGUAGGGGGUGCCUGGCUCGCCCUCGCAUGA
Molecule: messenger RNA, 522 nt
Organism: Epithele typhae
Lineage: Eukaryota; Fungi; Basidiomycota; Agaricomycetes; Polyporales; Epitheliaceae
Exons: 4
Coding region: 1-522 (173 amino acids)
Source: RefSeq, a predicted model, not a curated record